AUGGAUAAUUUGGUAAAACAAAUGGAUAAUCUUGGAUUGACUCAGUUUGCUGAGAAGAGACCGGCUGGAACAACCGGGCUCCAAACCAAUUGUGUCGCCAAUCUUAAGAAAAUAGAACUUGUACCAAACGUUCCAAUUUACAAAUAUGACGUAAAUAUCGUCAUUUUUUAUACGAAGGAGACCGGCGAAGUUGUAUCGCAUGAAAUUACCAAGGAGUCGCGCAAUAGUGAUCAAAAUUUCCGAUCGAAAGACCAAUGCCGUGCUGCGUAUUUGUAUGUUCUCGAGCAUCAUAGAAACGUUUUCGGAAAAGAAAACACUUGUUUUUAUGAUCAACAAGCGUCGCUAUACUCCACAAAAGACCUCGGAGAGAAGAAUGUUUUCAUUAUUCCCACCACGGUUAUUACUCCACAGGCUUCUGCUCACGAAGUCAAGAUGAAAAUUGAACGCGUGGAUAUCGAAUUUCAAGCGAGUACAAACGAUAUUCAAGCAACGGUUCAUGUUGUUCCCAGAAAUGCGAACAAGACAUUGCUGGAAGCUUUAAACACAAUGCUCUCUGAAAUUCCGAACAACAAAAGAAACGUUUUCACCGUAAAUGGAAACAAUCAUUACUUAUUCGACCCACGCGACGAUGAGAGAUUUUUCACAAAAUGGGAAGGAACGGGAUUAUCGAAAGCUGUGAAAACAUUGGAAGGAGAUGGUCCCAAAGGAAAAUCGCAAUUAUAUAUGGUUGCUGAAAUGAAAAAGACGCUGUUUCAUAUUCCAGGAAAAAGUCUCGCGGAUAAGUUGUAUUAUUUGGAUAACAAUGUGGAGCGAUAUCAGCCAAAUAGCCCCCAAGCACAGAAGUUACUUAAAUUGGUCAAGAAUGUGGCUUGCUACUUGUGCUAUUCGACAACCAGUGACCCAGACAGCAGCGCUCCAAUCGUUACAGUUAAAGGGUUCGGGCCGCCUGCUAAUUCGAAACAACAUAAAUUCGAAUUUAAUGGAAAAGAAGUUACUGUUGAAGAGUACUUUCGCACUAAGUACAAUUUACAAAUUGCUUACCCUUCAAUGAUUACGGUGAAAGGAGAAUCUGGUAAACGAAAGGGAUUUUUCCCAGCUGAUCUUCUCUUCGUUUGUGAAAAACAAGUUGUGAGAAAUGAACAAAUGUUGCCCUUAGAACAACAGGCCGCCAUUAAGAGCUCGGCUAUACUUCCAUCAGUUCGCCGGGAACAAACGGAACGAAUUAUCCGCAACGUUGGAUUGCAAACAGGCGAAAAAAUUGGGGGAAUUCUCACAAUUGGGCGCGAGUUCAUCACUGUUCCUGCCAGAGUUUUAGCACCUCCGAACAUUAAAACGAAAGAUUCAAGCGCGACUGUCCGAGAGGAUAGUACAUGGAACGUCAAUAGAUUCGUGCAGCCGGUUAAAAUUGACAAGUGGAGUGUCGUUUUCAUUGAGGUCAAAGCACCAAAAUUUGUCGAUAUUCUUGUUCGACAAAUGAAGGAAACGGGAAUUUCAGUUGCUGCUCCAGCGGUCUCGUCAAUUGAUCAAUACAAAAAUAAUCUUGAAGAUGUAUUCGUUCAGGCGAAAAAAACUGGAACGACUUUCAUUUUCUUUGUUACUCGUGAUAGUUUGAAUUUGCAUUCACAAAUCAAAAGCUUUGAAAGAAAAUACGACAUUUUGACUCAAGACAAUCGGACGAAAACUGCAAACGCCCAAAGAAAGACGUUGGAAAAUGUCAUUAAUAAGAUCAACAUGAAGAAUGGCGGAAUGAAUUUUGUUCUUCCUUCUUGGGAAAAUGAUCAAUUCAGAAAGCGUUUGAUCGUUGGAUUCGAAACUUCGCAACGAAACACAAGCUCUGGGGGUCCUGUGAUUAUCGGAUAUUCAGCGAACAUCAUGGACCAUCCACAAAAAUUUGCGGGCGGUUUUAAGUUUGUUAAAAAGGAUUCUGACAUUUUUGGUGCAGUUGUCAAGGAAACGAUGAAAGAAGUCAUUCAAAAAGUGAAAGACCGUCGAGGUGUUGCAAAUGAAAUUUUGGUUUAUUUUAAUGGUAUCUCGGAGGGCCAAUAUACUUUGAUUAACGAACGCUACGUGCAGUCGAUCAAAGAAGCAUGCACUGAACUUUCAGCUUCAUAUCGUCCACACAUAACUGUUAUUGCCGUUUCGAAGACACAUAAUGAACGAUUUUACAAGCAGAAUAUCACCGGCAAAAACGCGAGAGAACAGAAUAUUCAACCGGGAACCGUAAUCGAUAAAGUGAUCGUAAGCCCUGUGGUAAACGAGUUUUAUUUGACGCCACAUGUUGCGCUUCAGGGAACCGCAAAAUCGCCAAAGUUUUCGGUUAUUUUUGAUACGAUGAAAAGAACAAUGGACGACAUCGAAACGUUCACUUAUCAAUUGUGUUUUUUGCACGAAAUUGUGUUCAGCCCCACUUCUCUUCCAGCACCGCUCGUGAUUGCGGAUAGCUUUGUCAUGCCAUCGAUUGAAGAAGAUAUCGAGAAGUUUAUUAAAAAAUGCAACGAGCAACUUUCAUACAAUGGCAAGAAACUGGAUGGAACCCGAUUCAAUGCCUAA
Messenger RNA from Caenorhabditis bovis, 2550 nucleotides. Lineage: Eukaryota; Metazoa; Nematoda; Chromadorea; Rhabditida; Rhabditidae. The record is from the annotation of a GenBank genome assembly.